Messenger RNA from Maudiozyma saulgeensis, 1545 nucleotides. The record is from the annotation of a GenBank genome assembly. NCBI's taxonomy places the organism in Eukaryota, Fungi, Ascomycota, Saccharomycetes, Saccharomycetales, Saccharomycetaceae.
AUGUCUUCUUAUAAUUUUACAGGGACACCUACAGGUCAUGGUACCGGUGGUGAUUCUUUAACUACAGAUUUAACAGGUCAAUUUGAAUUGGCUAAUAUGGUAUGGUUAGGUGUUGGUGCCGCUGGUGUUUGGAUUAUGUGUCCAGGUAUUGGUUUAUUAUAUUCUGGUUUAAGCAGAAAAAAACAUAGUUUAGCUUCACUUUGGCUUUCAUUAAUGGGGGUUUGUGUCGUUUCUUUUCAAUGGUUCUUUUGGGGGUUUUCUUUAGUCUUUUCACAUCAUUCAAAAUCUCACAUGUUAGGUACAUUAGAAUUCUUCGGUUUUCGUGAUGUCCUUGGUGCACCAUCUGCUGAUGCCGCUGUACCUGAUAUUACUUAUGCUGUCUUUCAAGGUAUGUUUGCCUGUGUGGCAGGUGUAUUAAUGGUUGGUGGUGGUGGUGAACGUGCAAGAUUGAUGCCUAUGAUGAUUUUCUUAUUUAUAUGGAUGACUUGUGUCUAUUGUGUUUGUGCUCAUUGGUCUUGGAAUCCAAAUGGUUGGUUAGCUAUUCUAGGUGAAUAUGAUUUUGCUGGUGGUUUAAUUCAUCAAACUGCAGGUCACGGUGCCUUAAUGUACGCUUUAAUCUUAGGACGUCGUGAUCGUGAAAAAAAUGCUAAAUUACCAAAAUAUAAACCUCAUAGUGUGGCAAGUGUAGUUUUAGGAACUGUCUUUAUUACAUUUGCUUGGUUUUUCUUCAAUGCUUGUUCUGCAGGUAAUGCAUCAAUUCGUGCUUGGUAUGCUUUACAAAAUACUAAUUUAGCCGCUGCAUCAGGUGGUUUGACUUGGAUGUUUAUUGACUAUUUUAGAUAUGAUGGAAAAUGGACAACAGUUGGUUUAUGUUCAGGUAUUGUAUCUGCUUUAGUUGGUAUUACUCCCGGUGCAGGUUUUGUUCCUGUUUGGGCUUCAAUGGUUAUUGGUAUUAUUACCGCGGCAGGUUGUAAUUUUGCAGUUGAUUUAAAAUAUUGGUUAAAAAUCGAUGAUGGUUGUGAUGUUUGGGCAUUACAUGGUGUUGGUGGUUGUAUUGGUUCUGUAUUGACAGGUAUCUUUGCCGCUGAUUACGUUAAUGCUACAGCUGGGGUUUACGCUACACCUAUUCUUGGCGGUUGGUUAAAUCAUCAUUGGAAACAAGUUGGUUAUCAAAUUGCAGGUAUUUGUGCAAUUUGUGGUUGGACUUGUGUUGUAACUUCAAUUAUUUUAUUAACUAUGGAUAGAAUUCCGAUGUUAAAAAUUAGAUUAUCAGCUGAAGAAGAAUUACAAGGUACAGAUGUUGCACAAAUUGGUGAAGUCGCUUAUGCUGAAGAAGAAGAAGAAGAUUAUACUUUUGAACCACAACCAAUUAGAUCAAGACUUUCAGUGAUUGCUUCUUUGACUCAUCAAAUUAAACACCCAAUGAGUGGGAAAGAUGAUAAGAUUGAACAAUCUAUUCCACAAGUUGUUGAUUCAGCACUUCCAGAUACAAGUUCGAAUUCUGAUGAAGAUGAUUCAAAGACUAAAGAAAAAGAAACAGUAUGA